This is a messenger RNA of Punica granatum (pomegranate), 1055 nucleotides long. Lineage: Eukaryota; Viridiplantae; Streptophyta; Magnoliopsida; Myrtales; Lythraceae. The record is from RefSeq and is a predicted model, not a curated record.
UUAUUAAAGGAACGAUGUUUCUUGCCCAACAAAAUCUUAUUUGUUUCUCUUUGGGUGGGUCCUCCAAAAGAUUUGCUGUCACUUGCUGCUCUAUAUAACAUCCAUUACCAAUCCCUCACCAAAAGUCCCCUCCCCCCCUCUCAUCUUUCCUUUAAUCCUCAGUUUGCUUGCUUUAGCAGCUUCUUCAUCUUCCUUUCCUUUUCAGACAAACCGAGGGUUUCAUCCCGAUAUCUAGAACGUGCGCUCAUAUAGUCGAGAAUCACAUAAGGAAGCAUGAAAGAAAGCGGAGGUAGGAAGCAAGGGGCAGUGUCUCCCUGCGCGGCUUGCAAGCUGCUGAGGAGGAGAUGCGCGCAGGACUGCGUGUUCGCUCCUUACUUCCCCGCCGAUGACCCUCAGAAGUUCGCCAGCGUCCACAGAGUCUUCGGGGCCAGCAAUGUCAACAAGCUCCUGCAGGAAUUGCCGGAACACCAGCGGAGUGAUGCGGUGAGCUCCAUGGUGUACGAGGCCAACGCGAGAGUGCGGGACCCUGUGUACGGGUGCGUCGGAGCCAUCUCGUCUCUACAGCAGCAGGUCGACGUCCUCCAAAACCAGCUGGCGGUCGCGCAGGCCGAAGUGGUCCACAUGCAGCUGCGGCAGGGCGUCUCCUCGAACUCGAGGGAGUCCGGGAGCUCGCCCUCGUCCCGAGCCAAUAACUCUCACCAGCAGUCAUCCUAUUAUUCGAUGGACAUGGAGGAGUCUCUAUGGAGCUAGCUUGACCUCUACUCCAUGGCCAUUUUUAACCCCAUGCAUGCUAGCUAGCUACCUCUCUCUCUUCCCUUUGUCGUAUCAUUGGGCCGAGCUUGCGUGUGUGUUGUCUAUCUGAUCCGCACGGUGUUUUCCCUUAAUUUCUUCUGUUGCAUAUUAAUAUUUUGUACAAUAUAUCUCCUCUCAUAGAAAAUCUCUAUCUGACCCGAAGUCGAUCUCUAUGUAUGCGAUCUUGACUGCAUGCCAUGUAACAUAAUAUGAUGACCUACAUAUAAUAUUGAUGAUAUAUAUAAGAUAGAUAUUUAUAUGUA